GUACUCGUAGUUCAGGAAGAGAAUUUAGUUGUGAUCGAAAAGCGACAGAAGCAAGUUGGUAUAUUUGGUUUGAAAGCUCCAAUCGUUACAAAAUGCCCCUCAAAGCAGUUUGCGUGCUUAAUGGUGAAGUUAAGGGGACGAUUUUCUUCGAGCAGAAUGCGGAAUCGGAGCCAGUGAAGGUUACCGGUACGGUAACCGGUCUCAAACCUGGCAAUCAUGGUUUUCAUAUUCACGAGUUCGGCGACAAUACGAAUGGCUGCAUGUCCACAGGCGCCCAUUUCAAUCCUCACGGUAAAACGCAUGGUGCUCCGGAAGCCGAGGAGCGCCACGCCGGUGACAUGGGUAACAUAGUGGCUGAUGCGGACGGUGAGGCGAAGGUAGAUCUUGCGGUCAGCCAGAUCACGUUGAGUGGAGCGAUGAACGUCGUUGGCCGCUCACUGGUUGUUCACGCCGAUCCGGAUGAUUUAGGCCUAGGAGGACACGAGCUCAGCAAAACGACCGGCAAUGCCGGUGCUCGAUUGGCUUGCGGUGUCAUUGGAAUGUGCAAAGCAUAAACCAGUUCUUUAUUCAUUCCUUAUCGAACAAUAACCAAGUGAAUUAUUCAUUCGUUCGCGCCAUUGAAUGCAUUAUAUUUGUUUUACUCUUCAGCUCUAUAUGUACUAACUAUUUCGGUUAUCUGGGUUUUUCUGUUUAAACUCUCAAACCUCUGUAUGACACUGCGUUCAGAGAGCCGAGCUGUGGUCAUCUAUGAUAAAUCCUAUUUUGAGCGAAUAAAAAUGAAUUAA
Molecule: messenger RNA, 785 nt
Organism: Anopheles coustani
Lineage: Eukaryota; Metazoa; Arthropoda; Insecta; Diptera; Culicidae
Gene: Sod1
Product: superoxide dismutase [Cu-Zn]
Exons: 2
Coding region: 93-554 (153 amino acids)
Biological process (GO): removal of superoxide radicals
Molecular function (GO): superoxide dismutase activity; copper ion binding
Source: RefSeq, a predicted model, not a curated record